CGUCCGCGCGCCAGCAAAGGGGUGUACAGGCCCGGAGGGGGGCAGUUUGCCUGCGUGUGGAAGCGAGUGUCAGACGGCGGGUAUAGUCAGCAGGGAGAGGCUGGGAUUGGGGCAGCCUGUCGGCCGAAAGCCACCUUUUAACCACGAAAAACGGGCGCGUUUCAGCGUGAUGAGGACAUUUUAUUCCGCUCUGCAUCGUGUGGUCGCAGCGCUGAGGAAAUAAUUUGCAGUUUUCGGAGUGAAAUCGGGCGACGGUGCGGAAAAGCGUAGAGAGCCUGCUUUCGGCGAGGGGACGGCGGUCCAGACUCGGUUCCGUUUCGAGAUCCGCUGUAAAGCUGCCUGCUUUGGAUGUUCAGGGCUUCCUGACCUCACUCUCUUCUCCCCAUCCCGAAUCGGGCCACCCCACACCGAAGGAUGCCGGACCAGAUCUCGGUGUCCGAGUUUCUCUCGGAGACCACGGAGGAUUAUAACUCCCCCACCACGUCGAGCUUCACCACCCGGCUGCAGAGCUGCCGUAACACCGUCAGCGUCCUGGAGGAGGCUUUGGACCAGGAUAGAACAGCGCUGCAGAAGGUCAAAAAGUCCGUCAAAGCCAUAUACAGCUCAGGCCAAGAUCACGUCCAGAAUGAGGAAAACUAUGCUCAGGCCCUGGACAAAUUCGGCAGCAACUUCAUCAGCCGGGACAACCCUGACCUGGGCACGGCUUUCGUGAAGUUCUCCACGCUCACCAAGGAACUGUCAGCGCUUCUCAAGAACCUACUCCAGAGUCUCAGCCACAAUGUCAUCUUCACCCUGGACUCUCUGCUCAAGGGAGACCUUAAGGGGGUCAAAGGGGAUUUAAAAAAACCCUUCGACAAGGCAUGGAAAGAUUACGAGGCCAAGUUCACCAAGAUCGAGAAGGAGAAGCGGGAACAUGCCAAACAGCACGGCAUGAUCCGCACGGAGAUCACCGGGGCCGAGAUUGCGGAGGAGAUGGAGAAGGAGCGCCGGCUUUUCCAACUGCAGAUGUGUGAGUACCUCAUCAAAGUGAAUGAGAUCAAGACCAAGAAGGGGGUGGACCUUCUGCAGAACCUGAUCAAGUAUUACCACGCUCAGUGCAACUUCUUUCAGGAUGGCCUGAAAACAGCAGACAAGCUAAAGCAGUACAUCGAGAAGCUCGCCGCAGACCUUUAUAAUAUAAAGCAGACACAGGAUGAGGAGAAGAAGCAGCUCACCGCCCUGCGGGACCUCAUCAAGUCCUCCUUGCAGCUGGACCAAAAGGAGGAUUCGCAGAGCAAGCAGGCUGGCUACAGUAUGCACCAGCUGCAGGGCAACAAGGAGUUCGGCAGCGAGAAGAAGGGCUUCCUGCUGAAGAAGAGUGACGGGUUACGGAAGGUCUGGCAGAGGCGGAAAUGCUCAGUGAAAGGGGGAAUCCUCACUAUCUCUCACGCCACGUCCAAUCGACAGCCAGUUAGACUCAACUUGCUCACCUGCCAGGUCAAGCCAAGCGGCGAAGACAAAAAGUGCUUUGAUCUGAUUUCCCAUAACCGAACAUACCACUUUCAGGCAGAGGAUGAGCAGGAGUUCCUCAUCUGGAUAUCUGUGCUGACCAACAGCAAGGAGGAGGCCCUGAACACGGCCUUCAGGGGGGACCAGAGCGCCGGGGAGGAUAGCCUGGACGACCUGGCCAAGGCCAUCAUCGACGAUGUGCUGCGCAUGCCCGGCAACGAGGUCUGCUGCGACUGCGGGGCCCCAGACCCCAAAUGGCUCUCCACCAACCUGGGCAUCCUGACCUGCAUCGAGUGCUCGGGGAUCCACAGAGAGAUGGGUGUCCACAUCUCUCGCAUCCAGUCCCUGGAGCUGGACAAGCUGGGCACCUCUGAACUGCUGGUGGCCAAGAAUGUAGGAAAUAGCAGUUUUAACGAGAUGCUGGAGGGGAACCUACCUUAUCCCUCCCCAAAGCCCACUCCGUCGAGUGACAUGACGGUACGCAAGGAAUUCAUCACCGCCAAGUAUGUGGACCACAAGUUUGCACGCAAAACCUGCACCUCGGCGGCUGACAAAAUGAGCGAUUUGUAUGAGGCCAUCAGGUCCCGGGACCUGCUGGCCCUGAUCCAGGUGUAUGCUGAGGGGGUGGAGCUAAUGGAGCCCCUCCCAGAAGCGGGUCAGGAGCCUGGAGAAACUGCAUUGCACUUCUCGGUGCGGAUCGCGGACCAGACUUCUUUGCACCUAGUCGACUUCCUCGUGCAGAACAGCGGCAACCUAGAUAAGCAGACGGACAGCGGCAACACCGCCCUGCAUUACUGUUGCCUGUACGACAAGUAUGAGUGUGUGAAGCUGCUGUUGCGGGGCAAGCCGGCGAUAGACAUUGUCAAUCAGAAUGGGGAGACAGCCCUGGACAUGGCCAGGAGGCUGAGGAAUUCGCAGUGUGAGGAGCCGCUGGUACAGGCCGGCGCUGGGAAGUUCAACCCCCACGUCCACGUGGAGUAUGAAUGGAACCUGCGGAUGGAGGAGAUUGACGAGAGCGAUGACGACCUCGACGACAAGCCCAGCCCCAUUAAGAAGGAGCGAUCCCCUCGCCCUCAAAGCUUCUGCCACUCAUCCAGCCUGUCCCCCCAGGAUAAGCUGUCCCUGUCCGCCUUCUCUGGCCCACGGGAUAAGCAACGGCUGUCCUACGGCGCCUUCGCCAACCAGGUGUACAGUGUCUCCACCGACUCUCCCACCUCGCCUAUCAUCGACGCCCCACCGCUGCCCCCUAGGAAUGCUGGGAAAGUCCCAGUUCUGCCUUUUUCUGGAUCGCCGACGUCGCACUACGCCACUCUGGCCGCCAUGCGCCCCUACAUCAGCAGAAAUGACUCUACUCCCAUCCCUGCCAGCAGAGUGCCACCUACUUGCAAAUUUGAGGGUAUUCCCCAGCAGCAAAGCACCAGUACCAGUAACACCAAAUCCACCCUCGGGCCCAGAGUUCUACCCAAGCUACCUCAGAAAGUGGCUCUACGGAAAAUCGACACCAUCCACCAUCCCUCCGUGGACAAGCCCAGCCAGCCCCCAGAAGGGCUCCAGAAGCUGCCACAGGCCGCUGAGACCCCACAGAAAGCCCCUCCACCUGAAAAACCCCAGCUCUUCGACUUGCCCCCAAAACCCCAGCUCUCUGAUUUGCCCCCGAAACCCCAGCUCUCUGAUUUGCCCCCGAAGCCCCAGCUCUCUGAUUUGCCCCCGAAGCCCCUGCUGGCGGACCUGCCCCCAAAACCCCAGAUCAAAGACCUCCCACCCAAGCCUCACCUGGUGGAUACACCCCCUAAGGCUGAUCCUCCGAGGCCUCAGCCAGCAGAUCCUGUCCCGAAACUGCAACCCCCCGAUUGGGCAGCUUCCAGCCAGCAGGGGGAGGCGGCAUCCAGACAACCCAGCGAGGACACCAACGGAACCCCAGCUGGUACCAUGGAGAUGCCAGUACCGCUGCCCCGGAAGAUCAACGCGGGGAAGCACAAGACAAGGCGGGUGAAGACCAUCUACGACUGCCAGGCGGACAAUGACGACGAGCUGACCUUCACUGAGGGCGAGGUCAUCAUCGUGACGGGAGAGGAGGACCAGGAGUGGUGGAUUGGGCACAUCGAGGGGCACCCGGAGAGAAAGGGGGUGUUUCCAAUGUCCUUUGUGCACAUUCUCUCUGACUGACAGCGGUGACUGCUUGCCCCGCCCCCAAGCACAAGCUCCGCCCACAACAAGACUGACAUUGCCACUCCUGUAAAUAGCUACUGUUAUGAGAGCGAUAAGAUGAAGGGGCGCUCCUUCGCAGAGGUGUGCUGCCCACGUGCUGUAAAUUACCUGCCUUCCCUGCUUUUACUGUCGCCUUGGCCUGACACUUAUAUCGUGUGUCUGUGCCCACAUGUAUGUAUCUAUGUAUGUACUGUAACAUAGGUACACAGCCAUACACGCGUUCAGACAUACCUACAAAAACAUGGAUGUACAACUUCAUGUACAUACAUAUAUAUGGGUGCGCGUGUACAUUUAUGCUGACUGCAGCCAGAACUUAGGCAGUUUUAGUUCCACUUCUCUCCAUAUGAACUGGAUUGUUUGAGUUUAUCAAUGAUGUCAUCUCAUCUUCUGCAAACAGUGAAGGAAACUGGAUGGCCUUUAACUGGAAAGAACAGAUGGGUCCUCUGUCCCAUUCUCGAGGGGCAGUUUGAGGAAGGGAAUUGAUGUGCUUUGUGAUGUUUUAGAGCUGAUGACAAAAUGAAAGAUUCCCAAAACGAAUAAGGAGUUACAGAAAGCCAUGUCUGGGCUUGAGGCUAAAGGAUGAAAUAGAUAUUCAUUAAGGCGUGAUUCGCCUCUCGCCGGGUCACAUCCCCGUCACCCUCGCCUCCCACCGGGUCUCGUUCCAUCACCCUCGCCUCCCGCCGGGUCGCAUCCCCGCCACCCUCGCCUCCCGCAGGGUCGCAUCCCCGUCACCCUCACCUCCCGCCGGGUCGCAUCCCCGUCACCCUCGCCUCCCGCCGGGUCGCAUCCCCCUCACCCUCGCCUCCCGCCGAGUCGCAUUCCGUCACCCUCACCUAAUGCUGGGUCCCAUCCCAUUUCCUCUUGCCACUUGCCUGGUUGCGGCUUAUCCCUCUCGCCUCCGCCUAGGUCACAUCCCAUUCCCCCUUGCCCUUUGCCUCCCACCGGGUCGCAUCCCUGUCACCCUCGCCUCCCGUCGGGUCGCAUCCCUGUCACCCUCGCCUCCCGUCGGGUCGCAUCCCUGUCACCCUCGCCUCCCGUCGAGUCGCAUCCCGUAACCCUUACCUCCCAUCAGGUCGCAUCCCUGUCACCCUCGCCUCCCGCCGGGUCGCAUCCCUGUCACCCUCGCCUCCCGCCGGGUUGCAUCCCGUCACCCUCGCUUCCCGUCGGGUCGCAUCCCUGUCACCCUCGCCUCCCGUCGGGUCGCAUCCCUGUCACCCUCACCUCCCGUUGGGUUGCAUCCCGUUGCCCUCGCCUCCCACUGGGUCACAUCCCAUCCUCCCUUGCCUCUUGCCUGGUUGCGGCUUGUCCCUCUCGCCUUCUGCUAGGUCAAAUCCCAUUCCUCCUUGCCUUUUGCUCACUAUUGCCUCUUGUUGGGUCGCAUCCCGUCAUCCUCACCUCCCACCAGGUCAAAUCCCUUCCCCCCCUUGCUUGGUCACAGGCUGCUGCCCUUGCCUCCUGCCGGGUAACAUCCCCUUCACCCUCACCUCCCACCAGGUCUCAUCCCAUCACCCUCGCCUCCUCCAAGGUCGUAUCCGAUUCUUCCUAGCCCUUUGCCUCCCUCUGGGUCACAUCCUAUCACCCUCGCCUACCGCCAGGUCACUCCCUCUUGCUGCUUGUCCCCCUCACCUUCUGCUAGGUCACAUCCCAUCUCCCUUUCCCUUUGCCUCCCUCUGGGUCACAUCCUAUCACCUUUGUCUCCCACUGGGUCAUAUCCCAUUGCCCCUUACCUGGUCACAGUCUGCCACCCUCACCUCCCACCGGGUUGCACCCCUGUCACCUGCCGGGUCGCAUCCCCAUCACCCUCGCCUCCCACCGGGUCUCGUCCCGUCACCCUCGCCUCCCACCGGGUCUCGUCCCGUCACCCUCACCUCCCACCGGGUCUCGUCCCGUCAACCUCACUUCCCACCGGGCUGCAUCCCCAUCACCCUCGUCUCCCAACGGGUCUCGUCCCUUCACCCUUGCUUCCCGCCGGGUCGCAUCCCCAUCACCCUUGCUUCCCGCCGGGUCGCAUCCCCAUCACCCUCGCCUCCCACCGGGUCUCAUCCCCAUCACCCUCGCCUCCCACCGGGUCUCAUCCCCAUCACCCUCGCCUCCCAACGGGUCUGGUCCCUUCACCCUCGCUUCCCGCCGGGUCGCAUCCCCAUCACCCUCGCCUCCCGCCGGGUCUCAUCCCCAUCACCCUCGCCUCCCACCGGGUCUCAUCCCAUCACCCUCGCUUCCUUCUGGGCUGCAUCCCCAUCACCCUCACCUCCCACCGGGUCUCAUCCCAUCACCCUUUCCUCCUGCAAGGUCACAUUCCAUUCCCCUUGCCCCUGCCUCCCGCUGAGUCGCACCUCUUCUUCUUCGCCUCCCACCGUGUCACCGCUUAAACCUCCUCCCCUCUCCUGGGUUGCGGCCCAUUUCCCUUGCCUCCAGUCAGGUUGUGGCCAGUCCCCCUCACCUCCCACUGGGACAGUGUGCCAUCCCCUCCCUUGGGUAGUUGACAUUAACCAUUGGUGAUCUUUAGUCAGAGCUCAGGAUGGUUUGAAGCUUUGGUGUGUUUUAUUCUGUAAAUCGUCAGUGGCCGAUACAGGAAUUAAGAAUAGGUCAGUAAUAUGUUGCUUCUGGUUCUGCACAUUAACAUUAUUUAUAACGUUCAGUCUGCUAAUAACAUGCGAUAUGCCGCUAUGUACAUUUCCUCCCAGUCAUGUCUCAUAUUCAUCGUGUUUGCCAUUUUAUAUACUAUAUUUAUUCCCACAUACAGUUAUACGCUGUAUAUGCAUAAAUAUACAUAUAUUGUGUAUAUACAUUCAUAUGUAUUCCCGUAAAUUUGAGAGUGAGUAAAAAUUUUACUUUUCUAUGUAUUUAUAAAUAUAAAUAAUUUGUAUGUGACUUCUUUUGUCAGUUAUUUUGGACAUGAGCACAUCAGACCUCAGAAGUAAUGGAUGUUUCAGCCUGGGCUUCACAUUGUGGGAACUGAGUGUCAUUUUGGUUUAGUGAAUAUUUAUUUCAUCCAGAAGAAGGUAGGUAAGGAGGAGGAUGACAGACACUUGUGUGCAGUGCUGUGUGAAACCCAUGUGUACUAAGCAAGCUUCACUGCUGGCGCCCCCUGUCUGAGACACAGUGAAAUUGACUGGCUAAGUCUGGGCCCCCUCAAAAGAUGGUGCCCUGAUCGGUUGCCCGUGUUGCCUAAUGGGUUGAGCGGCACUGCAUGUGUGGAAGGUCAUGCUUGUGCAGUGUACAGCCUAGGAGGCCUUUGCCAGUGCGGCCCUGAACGUGCUCUACAGUGGCAUUGCUCUUGCUCUUUUUACAUGUUUAAUUGUGAGGUAACUGGACUUUGAUGGAAAGGGUCACAUGUCAUUGCAGUGUCGCCAUCGCCCGGUUCCCGUGUUUUCGCUGUAUUCCCUCCGUGGUGUCGGGUUUCCCCGUUACUCCAUGUGACCAGUUAAUAAAGGUUUUAUGUUGUAAAGCUGAA
Molecule: messenger RNA, 7150 nt
Organism: Brienomyrus brachyistius
Lineage: Eukaryota; Metazoa; Chordata; Actinopteri; Osteoglossiformes; Mormyridae
Product: arf-GAP with SH3 domain, ANK repeat and PH domain-containing protein 1-like
Biological process (GO): positive regulation of GTPase activity
Cellular component (GO): cytoplasm
Molecular function (GO): GTPase activator activity; protein binding
Source: RefSeq, a predicted model, not a curated record